This is a messenger RNA of Engraulis encrasicolus (European anchovy), 3126 nucleotides long. RefSeq names its product zinc finger protein 883-like. Bases 306 to 2300 code for a protein of 664 amino acids. Gene Ontology annotation, biological process: regulation of transcription by RNA polymerase II. The transcript has 4 exons. Lineage: Eukaryota; Metazoa; Chordata; Actinopteri; Clupeiformes; Engraulidae. Gene Ontology annotation, molecular function: RNA polymerase II cis-regulatory region sequence-specific DNA binding; DNA-binding transcription factor activity. The record is from RefSeq and is a predicted model, not a curated record.
UAUUCAAAAAAUACCGGAAACCUCUGUAAACUCCAAGACCCAGACUGCAACGCUCCGUUACUCCUUCCGUUCCUUUCCUCUCCUUCAUCCGUGCAGAGGGCGGCUGUAAACAAACCAGCAACAAAUAUAUUAGAGCCUAUACGAAGAACGCAGGAGUUGAUUAAAUCCAUGCUGUCGACUUUCGUGGUGUUUCGGCUAUCAUAUUCAGGACCCACCACACAGAGCACCAUUAAAAUCCAGAGUUGAACUGUGAUUUGGAGGUAAAUGAUUUGAAAGAGGACAUUCACUCAACACAGGAAGGGAAAAUGGAAGAAGAUCCUCGUGGCUUAGUUGAUGAACAGAACCGUAUUAUAGUGCGGCACAUCAAAGCAGGGGAUCCUCAAAGGAAGCAACUAAAGAAAACGUGCAAAACUUUGAAGAAUAGAAGAGGACAACCGUCCCUGGAUGAUGACUCUGAUGACUGUGGAAAGACCUGUAUUAUUGUGCGAAUCAUCAAGAGAACUGAUAUACCUUUUAAGUGUAUGAAGUGUGGGAUGGCAUUCAAACACAGAAUGAAUUUAAGGAUGCACCAAAAAACUCACAUUGUAAAGAAACCUAUUGAGUCUGAGGAAUGUGAAAAGACCGUUGGAAGUACACAUGGUUCCAAGUCAUAUGGCGGUGGAAAGGCCUUUGGCAGCAAGGGUAAGCUCGACAUCAACCAGAGAACUCAAUCCAGCACAAUUGGAGAGACCUUCACCCGAAGUGGCGAUAGCAGUCACCAUACAGAGGGAAGGCCUUACCAGUGCACUACAUGUGGAAUGAGUUAUGCACACCAAGCCGAUCUAAAGAAGCAUCUCAAAACCUAUACAGGUGUUAAACCUUACCGGUGUAAAACAUGUGGAAAGUCCUUUGCAGAAAUGAACAUUCUGAACAGCCAUCAGAGAACCCAUAGUAGAGUAAGGCCUUACCAGUGCACUACAUGUGGAAAUUGCUUUAAAACAAAUGUAGCUCUCAAAGUUCAUCAGAGAACCCAUACAGGUGAAAAGCCUUACAAAUGCACCGUAUGUGAUAAAUCCUUUUCAAGCUCAGGUCACUGUAAGGUUCAUCUGAGAAUCCAUACAGGAGAAAAACCUUACCAUUGUACCAUAUGUAUUAAAGCAUUUUCAGACCCAAGUAACUUAAGGAAUCAUAUGAGAAUCCAUACUGGAGAGAGACCUUACCUUUGCACUACAUGUGGAAAGACCUUUGGACACUCAGGGAGUCUACACGCACACCAGAAGACCCAUACUGGAGAAAAACCACACCAGUGUAGCAUAUGUGAAAAGAGCUUUACAGAAAAGUACAGUCUCAAAGUUCACCAGAGAUCCCAUAGUGGAGAAAAGCCAUUCAAGUGUACCACAUGUGGAAAAGCCUUUGCACAUUCGAGUCACUUAAAGUGUCACCAGAGACUCCAUACUGGAGAAAAACCAUUUAAGUGUACCACAUGUGGAAAGGGCUUUGCGAACAAAGGAGGAGUCACAGAGCACCAGAAAACUCAUACCGGAGAAAAACCUUUCCAGUGCAAUAUAUGUGAGAAGGACUUUGCAAACAGCUCUAAUUUUAGAAAACAUCAGAGAACCCAUGCAGAAAUUAAGUCUCACCAUUGCACCACAUGUGGAAAGGCCUUUGCAAACCAAAGUCAUCUCAAAAGUCACCAGAGAAUCCACACUGUGGGAAAUUCAUUUCAGUGUGGAAAGAUCAUUGAACAAAAGUCAACUCUCAAAGAACAUCAGAGACCACAUGCUGGAGAAAAGCCUUACCAGUGUAGCACAUGUGGAAAAGACUUUGCAGACCAAUCUAAUCUUAAAAAGCAUCAGAGAUACCAUACAGGUGAUGAAACCUACCAGUACACCAGAUCUAGAAAGGCCUUUGCACAGUUGGAUCACUUGAAAGCACACCAGAGAACCCGUACUGGAGAAAAGCCGUAUCAAUGUAGCACAUGUGGAAAAGCCUUUGCACACAAAAGUCAUCUAAACGUUCAUCAUAGAAUCCAUACUGGGCAAACACCUUAUCAGUGUACCACAUGUGAAAAAGUCUUUACACACAAAAGUCAUCUCAAAGAGCACCAGAGAAUGCAUUCCGGAGAAAAGCCUUACCAGUGUAGCAUGUGUUCGAAGGACUUUGCACAAAAAUCCAAUCUGAAAAGGCACCAGUUGGACCACUUUAAAGAAAGCCAGAGCAGCCAUACUGUACAAAAGUCUUACCCUUGCACCACGUGUGGAAAGGUGUUUGUAGCCAAAAGUUUUCUCAAACAGCAUCAGAGGAGAAAGCACCUACCAUAACCAUUUCAUGUGGAUCUGUGAAGCAAUGCAUUUAAAUGGCAAAUUGUGAAUGCAUGCUGCAUAGGCUGCACAGCAAUGAGGCAUCACGAUCGAGCUUAAUGUGCGAGUUUAAACUUGAUGCAUGGUCGGAAGUUUUGCCAUUAGUUUGCUGAUUUUACAAAUCUAACCUGUGUAGAUUUGGGUGAUGGGGAAACAAACAUUAAGGAACACUCUUUUGCAAUGACAGUGUAAUUAUACUGUGUGUAUAUACUACAUUUUGUUGAUAUCCCUGUGAACAAAAUGUACAAUAGUUUUGAUAUGCUUAUGCAAGGCACUGCACGGUUGGAAGUUUUGGAAUUAGUUUGCUGAUAUUACAAAUCUAAACUGAGAUAUAGGUCAUGUGACGAAAGAACACCGCUUUGCAAUGAUGAAUGUAUAUUUUUAAAGAAAUUGUUUUAUAGUAUCCCUGUAAACUAAAUGUGAUGUUUUAAUUUAAGAUCAAAAUAUUCAAGUUCUCAAGGGGUAUGAAUACUAAUGACAGACAUUGAUGUCUGUUGAAAAGUGGUGGAUGAUCUUGUAUUGUUAAAAUAAAAUAUAUCCCUGUAAACUAUGUGUAAAGUCUGAAUAUAUCUAAGUUCAAAAGGAUCCAUUUUUUCAAGGGGCAUGAAUAUUUAUGCAAGACACUGUGUAUAUACACUCACCGGCCACUUCAUUAGGAACACCUCUCUAGUGCUGGGUUGCACCCCCUAUUGCCUUCAGAACUGCCUAAACUGCCUGCAACAAUACUUUGGAUAGGCUGUGGCAUUCCAACAAAGAUACAUUUGUACUAAUUGGCCCAAAUUGUGCU